UGCACAAUAUAAUGCUAUCCAACAUAAAAUACAUUGAACCCUUUUCUUAUCAUCACAAAACCACUACUAUCUAAUCCUCUCCUCUAACAUUCUCUUACAUAUGAUCAAAAGUUGCAACCCAUUCAUUUCUGAAAAACCAAUGUCUGCAGACCAAGUUUUGCAGUUGUUGGAUACCAACUGGUUUGAGACAUCAAUUCUCACCACCAACAACAGAAAAACAUCUUCACCUUUACAUUCAACAACGUUACUAGAUUCAACCAUAAAGUCCGAUGUAGAAGAACUUAUUUUUCUAGACACAAAACUCCUUAAAAUCCCAACACUUCAAGUAAGAUCUUUUAGCCACGAAAACUUAGGUUCGAAAAUCGGUUCUUUUUCUGAUUCCCUUUCACCAAACUCCGUCCUCUUACCACAGAAGCUCAAACCAAUUCUCUCAGGUAUAGAAGCGAAAGAAUUCACACUGGAAAAAGAAUCAACCGAUGCGAAAAAGAUGAGUCGUCGUGGUACUCGUAGAACCCUACUCAGAAAAGGUAAAAAAACUAGUAGGAGUUUUUCAGAGCUUGAGUUUAAGGAGCUUAAAGGGUUUAUGGAUUUGGGAUUUAUAUUUUCGGAGGAAGAUAAGGAUUCAAGAUUGGUUUCUUUGAUACCUGGAUUGAGCAAAAAACAACACAAUGUUGAUGAUGAAAGUGUCAUUUGUAGACCUUAUUUGUCCGAGGCAUGGGAUCUUAUAAAGAAAAGGAAAGAUGUGAAUCCUUUGCUUAAUUGGAGAGUACCAACUCUUGGCAAUGAGAUUGAUAUGAAGGAUAAUCUCAAGUUUUGGGCUCACACAGUUGCAUCUACAGUAAGAUAACAGGAAUCAACAAGUUUUUCUCUUUUUCUUUCUGGUGAUCAAUGUUUCAAAUGUAUUCUUCUUGAUUAUCUUUGGAGGACUCUUUGUUGUAUAUAUUUGAAUAAUGUACUAUACUUCUCAAAUAAUUUUUUGACUCCAAUUUCUUUUA
Lathyrus oleraceus (garden pea) is the source of this 995-nucleotide messenger RNA. RefSeq lists its product as uncharacterized. The transcript has a single exon. The coding region runs from base 101 to 847 and encodes 248 amino acids. Lineage: Eukaryota; Viridiplantae; Streptophyta; Magnoliopsida; Fabales; Fabaceae. The record is from RefSeq and is a predicted model, not a curated record.